Molecule: messenger RNA, 1317 nt
Organism: Chondrus crispus (carragheen)
Lineage: Eukaryota; Rhodophyta; Florideophyceae; Gigartinales; Gigartinaceae
Product: Alpha-1,3-mannosyl-glycoprotein 2-beta-N-acetylglucosaminyltransferase, family GT13
Exons: 1
Coding region: 1-1317 (438 amino acids)
Cellular component (GO): Golgi apparatus
Molecular function (GO): alpha-1,3-mannosylglycoprotein 2-beta-N-acetylglucosaminyltransferase activity
Source: RefSeq, a predicted model, not a curated record
AUGAGUGAACGGAAUCAAUUGCGAAAGCGCAGGGCUUCUCCGGUUGAGAAUGACAGGUCUAAGACGGAGGCCAAGCAUGAGCCAACAAGAGAGCAUUCCUUGACAGACACGUCUAGAACAUGGCGCUUCUAUGUUCGCUGGUUUUCUCGAUUUGCGAUUGUGAUCGUGCUAAUACUCAGCAACGCCCGCCUAGUAACAAUUCCAAACCGAACAAGAGAACCGCAAUCAGAAACCACCGCGCUCCUCGUCAUCACGCAUUCGCGUUCUGAGUACCUUACGAAGUGCCUUGAAUCUAUUUUGAAAGCCCACCCACGUAACGGCGAGUGGCCAAUUAUUGUGUCAAUGGACCGGCAGGACGGCGAGGAUCACGUCGAAGUCGCAGACGUGGUUGAGAAAGCUUCACGCCAGGCGAAUGCACUCGGUAUAGGGCUUUACCCAUGGGUCCAUGCGUUAUCUUACGAGAACGACGUCGAAAAGGGUAAGGCCUUCGUUGACACUAUAGCCUACCGACGGAUAUCCAGACACUACGAAUGGGCACUAACACGAGUUUUUGGGCGAGGAAUCCGGGAGAAUGCGGCACUCCCGAGGGUAGUGAUUGUCGAAGACGACAUGCAAGUGGCAGCGGAUUUCUUCAGCUACUUCGACGCGUUGACGCCAUUGUUGGAGACAGACGAGACAUUGUUUUGCGUGUCGGCGUGGAACGACAACGGGAUACAAGCGCUGGCGCAGAAUGCGACGCAGCUGCACCGGACGGACUUUUUCCCCGGGCUGGGGUGGAUGCUCACGCGGGAGCUGUGGGAGGAGCUUGGGCCCAAGUGGCCCAAGAUGUUCUGGGAUGACUGGAUGCGCAGCACGGACCAGACGAAGGGGCGGCAAUGCAUCCGGCCGGAGAUGAGCCGGACGGCGAACUUUGGGGAGAAGGGCGUGUCGCAGUCGUUCCACUUCAAGAAGCACGUGUCGCAAGUGGCGCUCGCGGACGAGAAGGUGGACUUUUCGGGGCUCGACCUCGGGUACUUGGAGGCGGAGCGGUACCACGACUAUGUGUUCUCGCGCAUGUCGAAGGCGGUGUACCUCAAGUAUUCUAACUAUCUCACGACCAGGCCGCAGGACAGAGACGUGAUUGCGGUGUAUCACGAGGACUUUUUGGAGCCUAUCACGAAGCGCACCGGGGUUAUGGGCGACCAUCGCAACGGGAUGAAACGCACCAGCUAUAAGGGGAUGAUCAUUAUCCCUUGGAAUGGAAACUGGGCGUUCAUUGUGCAAAAGGGGUGGACACCGCCUGAAGGGUACCAGCUCGGAAGUGAGGUUUGUUGCUAG